AUGGCCACGCGCUCUCCAACGACGGGCGUCGGGAGUGCCGUCGACGUCGAUGACCCAGUCGAGGUCGUCAGUCCUGCCAACGACGCCUAUGAUAUCCAGGACCCAGUCCUCCAGGCCAACAUCUCGAUCAGGAACCACGCAGCGACCAGGUCUGGCAGCAGAACCAGCGCCACCUACGAGACCAGCGCCACGUACGUGUGCAGGAACAGCGCCUGCAAGAUCCGAGCCGCGAGCAGGGCCAGCGCCAGUUUCGGGAACGGCGUCACCGUCGGGGAUGGCGUCUCCAGGAGAAUGCCAUUCUGCCGAGCUGCAGUCGGCGCCAUCUGCUGGCGACUGGCGGGCGCCGAGGCCGUCACAAAGGUGGUGGCCGUCGGCACUGCAGACAUCAUCGUGCACACUCCAGGGACCAAGCGCGUCACAUGCCGCGCCACGGCCUCGGCGACCCUCCGCGGCGCUCCCGGGGCCCAGCCGCGCGCGGGCGUGUCGCUGUGCUGCGGGAGAGGCGCGCGCCGCGGUGCCCGCACGGACCUGGGCCUCGAGCGCCACCUCUCGACUGGCGCGGCUGCCGGGCAUUUCGGCCUACCCACAACCUUCUUGAACAAGUUGUACACAGAAGAGGGGAAGAGUGUCCAGUGCCGUCUCGGGGAUGUCGCGCCCAAAAUGUCCGUGUUCGGCAAGAAGGGGAAAGCGGGCCAAGUGACGCUGCAGGGCGCCGAACGGUUGCCACCUGUACAGUUUUGCGUUGACGUGCUCGACAGGCUCCAGGUGACCUGCGCGGCCACCUGCUGGUGGCCCUCGGCCAGCACCGACGAGGUCCGCUUCGGACUUCCGCCCGCGAGCUUUCCGCCGUACCUUUACUUCGACAACGACACCGGGGAGUGGUCCGGCUUCGGGGCGGCGGCGAUGGCCGCGGUCGCGACGGAGGUCGGCGUGCCCUUCUCGUUCGUGCGGGACGACAUGUUUGGGGACUUCUCCAGCCUGUACGCGGAUAAGUUCGACUGCUCACUCAUGGACAUGUCUGCCCAGGGGGCCUACAGCGAAGGGAUGGAGGAUUGGUUCAAGUUCACGUACCCUUGGUUCAGCGCGAACACCGGGGCCAUGGUGCGUCGGACGCAGACGCCAGACGGGCUCCUCUGGAGAAGGGGCUGGCGGGGUGCCUAGGGAGGGGAGAGGCCAAGGGAGGGAGUGCGGGGUUGGUGCCCGCCCCCCCUCCCCCGCGCCCGCGUGCCGCGGCAUGCUGCCCCCUCGGACGCCCGUGCCCGCGCGCUGGCUCUCCUUUGCGCGGUCACUGUGUCGUGCGGCCGGGCCUUUGGC
Messenger RNA from Prorocentrum cordatum, 1314 nucleotides. The record is from the annotation of a GenBank genome assembly. NCBI's taxonomy places the organism in Eukaryota, Dinophyceae, Prorocentrales, Prorocentraceae.